Messenger RNA from Puccinia graminis f. sp. tritici CRL 75-36-700-3, 760 nucleotides. RefSeq lists its product as uncharacterized. The transcript has 5 exons. The record is from RefSeq and is a predicted model, not a curated record. The coding region runs from base 176 to 760 and encodes 194 amino acids. Gene Ontology annotation, cellular component: nucleus; cytoplasm. Gene Ontology annotation, molecular function: protein binding. Lineage: Eukaryota; Fungi; Basidiomycota; Pucciniomycetes; Pucciniales; Pucciniaceae.
GGGGACGCGGCGCAGCUACAAGUGUGGGGUCGAAUUGUAUGACUCCUUGGCACUUUCUUCAUCUCUGCUCAUCAAACAACGACCAUCUCCUGAAGCACCAAUAAUCACACAUUCAGAAACAUAAGGCUCGCCGUAUCGGAAUCAUUUCUUGGACGUUUACUCAUCAGGUUUAUCGAUGGGCGAUCUCCCGGAUAGUGGUACUCCUCAAGACAAGGGCGCCGCUCCUAAUGAAAGACUAUUAUUCGCAGCCAAGCAAAACUCGGAGGAUUUAUUCAAAGAAGUCGAAGAGAACGGAGGAUACGAUAUCAAUUACCAAGACAAUUUAGGGAACACGGCUCUACAUUAUGCAGUGAUAAGACAAUCGCCACAUGUGAUGGAGUUGAUCCUCGAACACGAAGGGGCCGAUGUGGAUCUACGAAAUAAGGAAGGCAAGACCCCGUUGCUUUGUGCUGUUGAGAUCGACCAUCCGGUGGCCAUGUUUGAGAUCAUGAGGUCUUUACUGGAUGCCGGCGCCGACACGAGACUCCGAGAUAAGAGGACGAAAGAGUCAUUGACCGAUAAGUUGCGCCAGCGGAUUCGGACCAGACGACAGGUCAGCGAGGGUGCGCCAGGUUCGGGCGAUGAGGAAGCUCGGCUGAUGAGGAUAAUCGAGGAGGCCGAGGCCGCCGGCCAGAUCGAUCAAGAUGAUAUCGCCAGCGAGGACGACUCGUCUGGUCCUCGGGACGCGCCCUCGGAUGAUGAGGAUGUAGCUUCUGAUUGA